This is a messenger RNA of Schistosoma mattheei, 1389 nucleotides long. The record is from the annotation of a GenBank genome assembly. Lineage: Eukaryota; Metazoa; Platyhelminthes; Trematoda; Strigeidida; Schistosomatidae.
AUGUGCCCGGUUAAUGGCAUUAUCAAUGAACCAGUAAUAGUAACAGUCAAAGUUUGUGAUCAGGCUAAAGGAGUUGAAAAAGAUUUCAGAUGUGAGCUGGAGGUUCUUAUGAUUGAGAUGCCGUACUUCAAAGACUUUUUGAUUAAGGAUGGUCAGUUUAUCAGCGAAGUAGAAAUACUUGUUCACUGUGACCUAAAAAUAUUCGAGUGGCUACUACUUUAUGCUAGAAAACACAUUGAUCCUGAUGCGUAUAAAGAAUGCGUUUUGUCAACUUCGAAUGUCCUUGCAUUAUUAGUUUCAUCGAACUUUCUUAAAAUGGAACAUCUGACUUCUGAAUGUUUAGAAUAUUUCUGCAAACAUGCUGGAGACAUUAUAGCAAGCCCUUUCUCUUUAGAUUGUUUGGGCGAUAGCUUAGUUGAACGCAUCGCCCUCGGGUUGAAAUUGGAGGAACUGGAUAAGAUCAAGGAUAAGAAAGACAAAAUAAAAAGCAAAAUCUUUUUCAAGAAAAUUGAGCAUUUGUUUGAUCCUGAAUAUACUUCUUCAUACUGUCCUAACAAUGCAGCGUAUCUGUUUCGAUGUCAAAAAUGUGGUAAAGUACUGACGAGAAACAUUUCAGUUAUUGUACCUUGUCUUCCAAAUCGCUUCAUAAUUAGUCGACGUGGCGAUGUGAUACCUGUUCAUGACCCUAUGGAACCAAGUGGAAAAGAAUUAAUUUCAACAGAUGAACCAUCUCAUCAAUGUAUUGAGGCUAAUGAUUAUUCGAAACAUUCACAUACACCUACAUCGUCAAUUACAUUCUCGAAUUUACAUUGUCGAUCAAUAGUCACAUCAAAUAUUAAUGGACAAAUAACCAUGCCAGUUAGUCAAAAACUAACAAGUUUUUCAUGUACAGAACUUUUAAUUCAAUGGUUUAUGGAAUCAGGAAAUUGGCGCGAUGUAUUUUGGAAACUGUGGGCUACAAUAAAUCUCCAAUUAUGCAAACGUUGUGGCAAACAAUUUCCUAUAGUUGAAUUAGGAGAUGGUUGUUUCUAUCAUACGAUGACUCCCGUACCUGUUCAAUCAAGUCAUAUAGUUAAUAAUACUGUUUCGAUGAAAAACGAGCUAUCAACUAGUCUUGAUAACUGUCAACUUGAUGAUGAAUAUGAUGAUAUUUCGAGCAAUAAUCGAUUUACAUCUACAUUUAAAAAACCAGAAAAUAUCGAAUUUCAUUGUGUAAAUGCUAAAUCUCAUGAAUUAUUGUCAAAAAACAUUCACAAUCAAAUAUUACUAAUACUGGCUUAUCAAGGCAUGAUAAACCUGAUUUCAUCUAUCCAUGUUGUGGAUUGGGCUUAUCAAGAUUCAAUUUAUUCCCAACUCAAAAUGGAUGUCACAGAAGUGAACAUAUUUUGA